Messenger RNA from Hibiscus syriacus, 1552 nucleotides. Its product is annotated as probable trehalose-phosphate phosphatase F. The record is from RefSeq and is a predicted model, not a curated record. Bases 287 to 1474 code for a protein of 395 amino acids. Gene Ontology annotation, molecular function: trehalose-phosphatase activity. The transcript has 11 exons. Gene Ontology annotation, biological process: trehalose biosynthetic process. NCBI's taxonomy places the organism in Eukaryota, Viridiplantae, Streptophyta, Magnoliopsida, Malvales, Malvaceae.
AGGUACUUUCUUCUUGAGAACCUCAGCACAAAUAAUGUUAUCUGCCAUAAAUGUGGUGGUGUAGCUUAGGAGAUGAGAAGUUUCGAAGAAGCCCGCGAUUGAUGGACUGCUCACCGAACACUAGUAGUGAUAAGAAAACAUUGAAGAGGUGGUUUUUCAUUGACAAGAGGGUCGGGUAAAAAUUUGACAAGGAUUCAAGGUUCAUAACUUUACUUGACAAAGCUGAUUCCGUCGUAAAAGAUACGUAUAACUUGUUGUUAGUGUAUUGAAAAGUGGUCUGAAGGUAAUGGAUUUGAAGUCGAAUCAUUCGUCUCCUGUUCUCACUGAUCCUAUUCCUGUAACCAAUUCUAGACUAGGCAUCCACUCGAAUCUGCUUUCCUAUCCGCCAUCAGGAGGAACUUUGCCCACGGGCAAGUAUAUUAUGAUUCCCAGGAAGAAACCUGGAAAGCUUGAGGAUGUUUGGUCCAAUGGUUGGCUAGAGGCGAUGAGAUCAUCAUCGCCCCCUCGUAAGAAGUUAAUAAAGCACAAAGACUUCAAUAUUGAUGCUGCUGCGGAUGAUUUCGAUAUUGCUUACUGCUCCUGGAUGACUAAAUAUCCCUCUGCACUUAAAUCUAUUGACCAAAUCUCGAAAAAUGCCGAGAACAAAAUAAUUGCCAUUUUUCUUGAUUAUGAUGGUACCCUUUCCCCCAUAGUAGAUGACCCUGACCGCGCAUUUAUGUCUGAUUCUAUGCGCUCUGCUGUCAAAGAUGUUGCAAAGCUUUUCCCAACCGCAAUUAUUAGCGGCAGAAGUCGUGAUAAGGUUUAUGAAUUGGUAGGACUAACUGAACUUUAUUAUGCUGGUAGUCAUGGGAUGGACAUUAUGGGCCCUGUAAGUCAUGCAGAAUCUGAUGGCCAUCCAAAUUGCAUUAGAUCAACUGACCAACAGGGCAAGGAGGUGAAACUUUUCCAGCCUGCUAGAGAAUUCAUUCCUAUGAUCGACGAGGUUUUUAAAACCCUUGUUUUGAAUACUAGAGAUAUUAAAGGUGCAAAGGUUGAGAAUCACAAAUUUUGCACCUCUGUACAUUACCGUAAUGUAGAAGAGAAGAACUGGCCGACUAUCGCACAACGUGUUCAUGAUAUUCUGAAAGACUAUCCUCGUUUAAGAUUAACUCAUGGGCGGAAGGUUUUAGAAAUCCGUCCUGUGAUUGACUGGAAUAAAGGGAAGGCAGUUGAAUUUCUACUCGAAUCCCUCGGACUAAGUGAUAGAGAUGAUGUGCUCGCAAUCUAUAUCGGAGAUGACAAGACUGAUGAGGAUGCAUUCAAGGUUAUCAGGGAAUCAAAUCUGGGUUAUGGGAUAUUGGUGUCUUCAGUUCCCAAAGAGAGCAAGGCAUUUCUCUCCCUGAAUGACCCGUCAGAGGUAAAGCUAAGCUCAAGAAAUGCUCAUAUUUCAUUUGUUUCAAAACAUGGACUAACAUGGGAUUUUUGGUGCAGGUGAAGAAGUUUCUCAAGGCUCUGGUGAACAUGGAACAAGAAUGAAUAGGCUUGAAGAAAAGCUGCACAUUAAAGCUUCAUG